Messenger RNA from Ornithorhynchus anatinus (platypus), 3656 nucleotides. RefSeq names its product hepatitis A virus cellular receptor 2 homolog. NCBI's taxonomy places the organism in Eukaryota, Metazoa, Chordata, Mammalia, Monotremata, Ornithorhynchidae. Bases 1301 to 2188 code for a protein of 295 amino acids. The record is from RefSeq and is a predicted model, not a curated record. The transcript has 10 exons.
GUGUCUGGCACAGAGUAAGCACUUAAUAUAUAUAUUUUUUAAAAAGUUGGCCACGGUACAGAGAAUUGUGUGGUUUAGGUCAACUGAUCCAAAUUAUUUAUGCCUCAGUUCCCCACAGGUGUAGAAGGAAAAAUUAACUCUCUCCCAAAAUGAGGUGGGGGACUGAGGCAUUUUAAAGUACUUGGACGGUUCGAAGACUAGAUUUUGUAUGCACCGGAUAGAGGGUGGGAAGCAGAGGAUGGACAGCUGGAUGUAUAAAGUGAAGCAUUUCAAAUCGUGAUUUAAAUACUCAGCCUCGCCCUAGCCCUUUGAGGACAAGGGAAACCCCCCAGGCCCUCGGGCCAGCCAAAAGAGUGAACUUUCUGUUCCUCCCCACCCACCACUGAGUGGUCCAGGGGUCCUGCCAGAGCCAUGCCCGCUGGUUACAGAAGCAGACAGCACUUCUGGUGGCCGGCUGGCUGACCAGGUGCGUGGCACGCUGCGGUUUCGACCCUGCACCCUGGAUGCCCCACAAGCAAGGCACUGGCCACCCAGCCUCCUUGCCACCUGGAGGUCCCAAUCAAGUCCUCUUGAUUCAGUGUCAAAAAAGCAUGGGCUCUGAAGCAAUUCACACCAGGAUUGGCGAUCCAGCAAUUUUCCUCUCCUAUUAUACUGUACUCUCCCAACCGCUUAGUACAGUGUUCUGCACACAGUAAGCGCUCAAUAAAUAUAACUGACUGACUGACUGACCGACCUAUCCCGCUUUCCAUUCUCUUCUCCCUACUAUCUGUGAAUCAUGUUGGGCCAAUCUCCCCCACAAGAUUUUAAGCUGCCUGAGAACAGGGUGCUGAAUUGUACUUUCCAAGCGCUUAGAACAUUGCUCUGCACACAGUAAGCUCCCAUUUCUAGCACUACAUGUCCCAAGAAUGCCCGGGAUGGAGGAACUGGGGGUGGCAGAGAACCCCAGCUGUGCACUGACCUACUUACCACGUGGAGCUGUGGAUUCGUAAGGGGGGAACCUGGCAAUGGGUCCCAGGGAACUUGCUGGUCCUUUAUUCAUCAUCAGAUGGUAUAAGGGAGGAAAAGACACCGAGGAACAAAGUGACAUGCUACAGGGCACCAUAUUAAAGCGUCCCUGCAGUUAUGAGCUAACAACGCUUAGAGGAACUGUUUCGACUUCAACUGUGUCUCUCGGUUGAUCAUCACGUGACUUUACCCAGGGGCAGUCAUUCAUGAGGAGCAGAAGUUAAAUUGGGGAAUUAAACCCUGGGUGCAGGGUGCUGGGUGCCGUCAGUUCCCUGGCAUUUCUUCAGCAGAUGGUAUGUCUCUCCAUUUCUUUCUCAGCUGGACCCUGAUGCUGAUAAUCACAGAUCCCUCGGUAUCCAAAAAAAUAGUGUAUAGUGUGGGUGACAAUGCCAUUUUACCCUGCUCAUACUUGGUGCAAAAUUCAGAUGACCUCACAUCUGUGUGCUGGGGCCGUGGAGAAUGCUCUUUAACUGGAUGUGGGGAUACAAUCGUGACGACGGAUGGGAAGAAAAUGACCUUCAGCAGAAGCGAUAGAUACAAUUUAAAGGGGAAUCUCUUCAGAGGGCAUGUUUCUCUGACUAUAACUGGGGUGACGAAAGCAGAUAGCGGGAUGUACUGCUGCCGGGUAGAGAUCGCUGGUUGGUUUAAUGAUGAGAAAAAUAACCUGGAGUUGGAGAUUUGGCCAGCCAGGCCACGUCCUGUUCUAACCACAGCCAAGAGUACCACUUCAAUUCUUAGAACUAAUGCCCCCAUGGAGGAACACAAUUCAGCCAGGCCACGUCCUGUUCUAACCACAACCAAGGGCACCACUUCAAUUCUUAGAACUAAUGCCCCCACGGAGGAACACAAUUCAGCAGUGACUUUCACAAGAAAUUACACUUCAAGCCGUCACCAGAAUCAAACUCAAACUAAAAUGACAAAGGAGCCUCAUGACAUGAACACAAGGGCAACAGCAGUGUAUAUUGGCUUCAGUGCCUUAGUUGGUUUGUCUCUCUUCCUGAUCCUUGCUGUCAUUAUUUUCAAAAGGAAUUUGCAAAAUGGAGGCAAGUUGCAGAAUUUAAGUGCAAUCUCAAAGUUCAAUCCCCAACACCCAAGGACACAGUUGGCAAUGGAAGAAAGGCCCUAUACAGAGGAAAACAUCUACAGCAUAGAGGAAAAUGCUUAUGAAAUAGAAGAUGGGUAGGAAUCCCCAGGGAGUUUUGAUGACCAUAACAGCUAAUACAGAAACUCACCACAUCCAUAUGUGUUUCUUUUUCAAGACAUCUAAUGGUUUCAGAUCUUGUUUCCCCUUUCAAGGACCCACCAGAUGAACCAACAUACCAUGCUGAGAGACACUUAUGUAUAAAGAACUCUGAACUCUGAAUAUUGCACUGAUAACAUUAUAGCGGUACCAACCUUCUAUAUGACUAGAAGCCCAGAAGUUUUCACAGACUGUUAUAUUGUACUCUCCCAAGCACUUAGUACAGUGCUCUGCACAUAGUAAGUGCUCAAUCAAUGCCAUUGAUUUAUUGAUUAACACUUGUGUUAAAUGGUGGGAUAAGAUUUACAAUGGGAUCUUGAAAUACAGUCACUUCAGCAUUAAACCAGUGUUUAUCAUAACCCAAAUACUUUAGCAGGACAUUUGAGAAUGGGAUUGGGAAUCAGCAAAUCUGUAAUCUGGUCUAGGCUGCAGUAUUUGUCUGCUGAGUCUCCUAGACCAGGUAAUUUAACUUCUCUGUACCUCACCUUCCUUCAUCAUAAAAUGGGGAUAAAAUACCUAUUCUCCCUCAGUUUAUCCUGCUAGCGCAAUGUAGGGCAGGUAAUGAAUCCAAUCUGAGUAUCUGGAAUCCACCCUAGUGCUUAGCACAUAAUAAGCACUUAAUAAAUACCAUCACAAAGAGAAGAAUGAAUAACGGGAUACUCAAGCAUCUGCAGAUUGGUGAACUGAAAUUGGAUACAAACAAGGAGGGAAUUUCUUAAAGUCCCAGCAAUGACAAGUUUCUGUGAAUUGUUUUUCCAAUUUACCUGAAAACAUAGAGCAGAAAUGAAGAGAACUGAGUUAAGAUUACAAUUUUAACUUGUUGCGAUUACAAAGAUCUGAUAGUGGAUGUCCUAAUCCUAGCAAGACAAGAAUAUUCUAGGAGAAUUAUCUUUCCACUAGUAAAAUCCUUUGGGGACAGUUUUGGGGAUUAAAUCAUAUUGAUAUGAAGAUUGUAUUAUUCUUUCAUUGACUCAUUCAUUCAAUCGUAUUUAUUGAGCACUUACUGCGUGCAGAGCACUGUACUAAGUGCUUGGAAAGUACAAUUCAGCAAUAAAGAGAGAUGAUCCCCACGCACAAUGGGCUUACAAUAUAGAAGUAAGACCUUCCUUAUUCAGAAAUACUUAAAAAAAUUAAAAAAAUGAAAAAAAUGAAUUUAAAAAAAUUGCAAAAACCUUUUUUGCAAAGUGGACUAUAGAAAAUUCUUAAGGACAGGCAAUUUUUUUUCGAUCAUAUCAUUUAUUGUGAGCCUAAAGUUUUCUUGAAAUAGCCCUUUCACAGGCAAGUUCAGAGCCAUCAAAAGAAGGAUGCAAAAUUCUUAUUUGAUAAUUCGUUCCACUUUCCCCAUCCUCAAAGCCUUAUUAAAAGCACAUCUCCUCCAAGAGGCCUUCCCUGAUUUAGUCUUCAUUUCCCU